GUGCAAGUUUUUAAUCUAGGUAUUAGAAAUUUUUGAAACUUUAGUAAAUUAUUAAUAAAAUCUGCAUUAAAAAUGUUACAAUUAAUAAAAAAAUAAGUGAAAGAACUGUUUAGACAAAAACUUGAACAUAUAUUUUAAAACUGACAUAACUGGAGGAGGCUGAAAAAAUGAUGCAAAAAGACAGCGUCAUCAGCUCUCCGUCCACACCGAACUCUUCCCUAUCAUCUCAAACAAAUCUAAGCACGCCCAUUACCUCAAAUCCAAUACAGCAGGCUACCAGUACACCAUUGAACAACACAAAUUCAUACACAGCAGCCGUUUUGGGGCACAAAAAUAGUCUAAGAGGUACUAAGUUGGCCAAACGAGCUCGCUCUUUUAAAGACGAUCUGUUUGAAAAAAUCUCCCUGAUGCGUACACCAACCAACACUUUAGGGAGAUCGCAUUCCCCUCAAAGUCCGCGUAAUAAGAACAAACAACCUCCCACAGCUGAAGAAGUAGCGAAAUCAUCGCAAUCAUUAGAAACUCAUGUAAAAGACAUAUCUAAUGCGCUUAAAUAUUUUCGCGAUGUCAUACUCAAAAAAAAACUUGAAGUUUUGCCUGGCAAUGGAACGGUAAUAUUGGAAACAAUUGCUAGCAUGUUUUCUGUUAUUCAAUCCUAUAUGCUCAACGAGAAUAGUGCUACGUUAUUAUCGGCCACUCAACAGGUUUAUCAAUCGUUAGGCAAACUUAUAAAGCUCUGUGAUGAGGUUAUGUUAAGCGAAGACAGUGAGGAGUGCGCCUCAUUGAGUAGUGAGAAUGUUAAAGAAAUUGUCGAUCUAUUGGAAGACGCUGUCAGAAAUUUGGCCACUUUGGCUCAACUAAAACUAAAAGAAAAAGAAGAAAUGGCUUUUCAGUAUGACAAUGUUCCAAUGGAUACGCAAAUGUCUACUAAUACCAUAGUGUCUGUGUUAACGGCGCAAAAUCUUUUGGUACGUCCGCCCGUUGAAAUUGCUGGACAACGAACUUCUUUGCCGGAUAUCACUUUAACCCCGAAAGAGCGAGACAGUUUAGAGAAGACUACCAGCAAUCCCAUGCGUGUGUCCUAUAGCACUGAAAGUAUACUCCGCGAUACCAGCCCACCACCAAAACCACCAUUACCCCACAGAUCUUCUAAUCCCCCACCUUUGCCACCAAAGAGAAAUAGUCAGCCACUAUCACAGCCAUAUGAAGGUAGCCUCAACUCUGAUUUAGAUAACAGUAACGAUUAUCCCUUAGGUGUGGAUCAUUUAUCGGUGCGUUCCCGUUCACCAGAUGAAAACUCUAGUCAAUGUUCUCUCGACUCUGCCAUGAAUCAUUCACGUGAAGAUGAAGAAUGUCGCCUACAUAGUCGUGAUUACAACCUGUUAACUGAUGAGUUCAAGAACCUAACAGAAGCAGAUGGUGACGCUGAUAAUAAAUUGCAACAACAACAAAAAAUUCAGCUGCAGGAAGAGCAACUGAACAAAACAAUCGGUACUUAUGUGGAUGUGGCUUUAACUACAAGAGCUUCACUUGAUGUCGCUGACGAAGAUGUCGUUAAUAUAGAGAUAAACAGAGAUAAAGCGGAAUUACGUAAAACAGCAAAUCAUCGUCAUUCAAAUGAGUCGGGUUUUGUAUCCAUUAAUUCUUUUCGUACUUCAUCACAAAGCUAUUCAAAACGUUCUUCAGAUUUUAGUUUUCAAUCAUCUACAAAAUCUUCUAAUUCUUCAACUGAGAUUGCUAUCCUUGCUGGAGACAAUAGCAUUAAUGAAGAAUAUUUACAACAACAACAACAACAACAAGCAAAAACGAUUGCUUCUACUAAAUCAACUGUUUGCAUUUCGAAUACCAGCAGUUUUGUUGAGAGUUCAUUAAUGAAAAUACAGCAGCAGCAAGUAGAAGAGCACUUGACGUUUUCUCCCGCUCACUAUAUAGACGCUGAAAAACUAUUAAUUGAUCAGUUUCACAAUAGUCUGAGCACUCUAAAGCAAACGAAUAGCUUGGAUAUAACAACCGGAUCGGUUACCUUGGCUCAACAUGAUGAAGAUUUAAUGCCGCCAGCUUUACCACCAAAAACUUCGAAAUUAAGUAAAGACCGGCAACCAUCAAUGUAUGACAAUUUCGAUGCCAUCGAUAAUAUAAACGGAAGUGUUCAAGAAUUGCCUGAGUUAAGACAACAUCAUCAGCAUCGUGUUUAUCAAUGGCAAACAAAACACACAAGCCUUAUUGAACCACGGCGAUGUUUGGAUUUACCGGCCGGCAGUUGUAAUGCUCUCACCGAUGGUCAAAAUGAACAACCUCCACCGUUACCCAUGAAGAAAAAACACAUGUUUCAAAGUGUGGCAUUUUCGGUUUUGGCUUAUAUGGAAAUUUGCUCAGCCUCAACACGAUCGGUUGAACAACAUAGACAUACUAUGCAUGCUUAUAACUUAAAUCGCAAUAUCACACACAGUCAAACAAUGAAUAUUGUUCCUCUAGCCAAAGAAGAGUUUUUAACGCCCGAAAUGGAAACACCACCUGCUUUGCCACCGAAAAACUAUAAACAAUGGAAGACAAAUACAAUAGUGACCACGCCUACGAUUAUAACAACACCACCACCCAGUCCUAAACCGAAAAUUGCCGACCAUAUGCGAAUUUUAAGCUGUCAAGCCGGCAACGAAAUAAUGUCGACUGUCUGUGAAGAAUUAACAGAUCAGUGUGAAGACGAGGCGGGUCUUGUUGUGCACUCAAACGAACUAGGAAAUGAUUAUGAAACGUCCAUGCAUCAGGGUGAAAAUAAUACAUCACAAACAAUCUUAUCAUCAAUAUUUGAGAACGCAACAAGCACUUCGAAUGGAGACUUCGGUAAUGAAGUAGAAGAGAUGGUCACCUACAAUAACAACAAUCGCUUCGAUGAAAUAAGAAAAAGUCCUUUAGCUGCCGAGGAAAUCAAUCAUUUACCCAAUAUCAUCGAGGAGGUAGAUAUUACACCGUAUUUAAUCUUUAAGAAAGAGACCGAAGAUGGCCCCGAAAUUAAGGGAGGCUACAUAGAUGCUCUUAUUGUGCACGCGAGCCGUGUGCAAAAGGUUACUGAUAAUGCAUUUAGUGAAGCUUUUAUAACGACAUUUCGUACCUUUAUACCACCUGUUGAUGUUAUUGAAAAACUUACACACAGAUAUACCGUAUUUUUUUGUCAGCACAAUGAUCAAAAACAGAAAGCAGCCAAAGAAACAUUUUCUUUAUUGGUUCGCGUAGUUAAUGAUUUAACGUCCACUGAUUUAACUGGUCCUUUGCUAACACUACUUGUGGAAUUUGUUUAUCAAUUAGUCUGUGCCGGCCAAUUAUAUUUAGCCAAAUUAUUGCGUAAUAAGAUUGUGGAAAAGGUUACACUCUAUAAGGAGUUACGUUUACCGCUAUUUCCCAACAACGAUAUGUUUUUUACAGUUACUAAUCAGCCUAGUCUUUUAGAUCUGAAAUCUCUUGAAAUUGCUGAACAGAUGACUUUAUUGGAUGCUGAACUAUUUCAAAAAAUUGAAAUUCCCGAAGUCUUACUAUUCGCUAAGGAACAAUGUGAAGAGAAAUCCCCCAAUUUAAAUAAAUUUACUGAACACUUUAAUAAAAUGUCAUAUUGGGCCCGUUCCAAAAUACUUACUUUAACUUGUGCCAAAGAACGUGAAAAGCAUGUCAUCAAAUUUAUUAAAAUAAUGAAACAUUUGCGUAAAAUGAAUAAUUAUAAUUCCUAUUUGGCAUUAUUAUCGGCAUUGGAUUCGGCACCGAUAAGAAGAUUAGAAUGGCAUAAGACUAUUACGGAUGGCUUAAAAGAAUAUUGUACAUUAAUCGAUUCCAGCUCCAGCUUUAGAGCUUAUCGUCAAGCUUUAGCUGAAACUCAGCCUCCAUGUAUACCUUACAUUGGUUUGGUUUUGCAAGAUCUUACCUUCGUUCAUGUCGGGAAUCCAGAUUAUUUAAAGGAUGGCGUCAUAAACUUCUCUAAACGAUGGCAACAAUAUAAUAUUAUUGAUAAUAUGAAACGUUUUAAAAAAUGUUCUUAUCCGUUUCGACGCAACGAACGUAUUAUAAGAUUCUUCGAGAAUUUUGAAAAUUUUCUCGGCGAAGAGCAAAUGUGGGAAAUCUCCGAAGCCAUCAAACCUCGCGGUAAACGUACAGUAGUACCCAACUAAAAAAAGGUCAAAAUAAAAAAAAGGAAAAAAAAAAACAAAAAAAAAAAAAAAUUG
This is a messenger RNA of Glossina fuscipes, 4208 nucleotides long. It is a transcript of the gene C3G, whose product is annotated as guanine nucleotide-releasing factor 2. The transcript has 21 exons. Bases 168 to 4154 code for a protein of 1328 amino acids. NCBI's taxonomy places the organism in Eukaryota, Metazoa, Arthropoda, Insecta, Diptera, Glossinidae. Gene Ontology annotation, biological process: Ras protein signal transduction; positive regulation of GTPase activity. Gene Ontology annotation, molecular function: guanyl-nucleotide exchange factor activity. The record is from RefSeq and is a predicted model, not a curated record. Gene Ontology annotation, cellular component: plasma membrane.